This is a messenger RNA of Oncorhynchus tshawytscha (Chinook salmon), 1343 nucleotides long. RefSeq names its product protein stum homolog. The record is from RefSeq and is a predicted model, not a curated record. The transcript has 4 exons. Bases 244 to 636 code for a protein of 130 amino acids. Lineage: Eukaryota; Metazoa; Chordata; Actinopteri; Salmoniformes; Salmonidae.
AAAUCAGUGAGCCAAAUGAACGGCUCUUUCACGGAUGCGAUUCGUUUCCCAACAAAAAGAGCCGUUUAAAAAGAACCUUUCGUUUGCGAAAGUGCUUGCGCGCAGCUUACGUGCACACAGUCCACUUCAUGCAGUUGGUCAUUUUUGGAGAGGUGUGCUCUUCCUGUGUUGCGGAAGGGAGUCUUUGAGAGAUAGAGAAUCAACAGUAAUACAUAUUUCACACUUUGCCUGUUUACGCUCAACAUGGACCAAAAAGACACCGAAAUGAAUGAGAAGGGAGUUACUUCUUCGACCAGUGGAGUUGUGGUCCAAGUAAGAGAGAAGAAAGGACCUUUGCGUGCAGCUAUUCCAUACAUGCCAUUCCCAGUAGCUGUAUUAUGCCUAUUUCUCAACACAUUUGUACCUGGUUUAGGUACGUUCGUGUCUGCCUUCACGGUGCUGUGCGGAGCGCGGACAGACCUGCCUGACCGCCACAUGUGCUGUGUAUUUUGGCUGAACAUCGCGGCAGCCUUCAUCCAGAUCCUCACAGCCAUCAUCAUGGUGGGCUGGAUCAUGAGUAUUUUCUGGGGCAUGGACAUGGUCAUCCUGGCAAUUUCUGAUGGCUAUAGGGAUCAGAGGGUUCCCCAGCAGGUUUAAGGCUGGCCCAGCCCAGCUCAACGUGAAGCCUUGAUGUACAGUUGUCUCCUAUCGCAACAUCCCCCUGGGGGAGAGCCAAGGCAGGAUGAUAUUCACAGGCUUAACCCCACCCUACCUACUGUACCAUAUCGCUUACUGCUACUACUGCAGCUGCAGCUCCCCUUCACAGCUCAGUGGUAGAAUGAGGAGCACGUCAACAUUGAUGGAGAGGUGUUUUCUACAUGUGCCCAAAGUGUCCUGUGAAGAAAAUAACAGAAUGAAUUAUGAAUAUGUGCUAACUGUAUGUACAGUACUAUACCGUGUGCUAAGGACUAUCCAUCCUGUCUGGGGCACUAAUUCAGUUUUCAGGGGUCUUUAUGAAAAAAAUGAAAUGUGCAGUUUAUUCCUCUGUGUAUGUUAUCAGCUGUUCAACCACACUCUUAUUAUGACUAGUAGACUUCAGUAGACUGAAGAUGGUAUCAGUGCCUGUCAAGUCCGCCAGGAUUGUAUAGUAUGUGAUGUUAUUAAUGGUCCAAUGCCACCGUUUUUAUCUCAAUAUCAAUUAACUACCUUACUGUUAUAGUUUUCCAUUAAAAUGGUCAAAAAGAAACAAAAAGGGCUUCUUAGCGAAGGGCAAUUACUCAAGCAAGAAUUCCACUAGGACUGUCUGGGAGUGGUUUGAGUAGGGAGGGGAAAACUGAAAAUUAGCUGUUAUUGGCAGAGAGGUU